This is a messenger RNA of Suillus subaureus, 1750 nucleotides long. Its product is annotated as CAP Gly-rich domain-containing protein. The record is from RefSeq and is a predicted model, not a curated record. Gene Ontology annotation, molecular function: protein binding. The transcript has 8 exons. Lineage: Eukaryota; Fungi; Basidiomycota; Agaricomycetes; Boletales; Suillaceae. The coding region runs from base 99 to 1412 and encodes 437 amino acids.
CCAAAGGCGAUGCUUACGUGAGAUUGGCACAGCCAUUUAAGGACUGCUGUAGUAGAUGUCAACAUGAAGAACUUUCCACCACCGGACCACUUUGACCGAUGCAGCAUGUGCUUCCUGCGACAGGAUCAAGAAUAUACCUGCCAUCAGGUCAUUUCGGCACUGUCAAGUACUUCGGACCACUCGAUGGCACCACCGGUCUUUGGCUUGGUGUCGAAUGGGACGACUCAGCUCGCGGCAAACAUGAUGGUAUGAAGGAUGGGAAGCGAUACUUUGACUGCCGAGUCCCUCACAGUGGAUCCUUCAUUCGUCCAUCUGCCUCCAUUUGCUACGGCUGUACAUUUUUGCAAGCAUUGAAAAAUAAGUAUGUGGAAGCUGUGCAUGGGACUGCGUCGCAGGAGAAGAUCGUUCUUGGCUCUUCAAAUGGUGCCAUAGAGGUUGAAGCUGUAGACUUGGACAAGAUCCGAGGCAAAUUUUCAAAUCUGGAGCGACUGCGCGAAGUGAGCCUCGACAAUGAGAUGGUUUCUUCCGGAAACAAUCCAGGGGAAAUCCUGUCGACGUGCCCUAACAUCUGCGGCCUGGAUCUUUCUGCAACACUUUUGUCUAGUUGGGACGUUGUGGCGAUGAUAACCACUGAACUGCCUCAACUCGAGCGGCUAGCGCUCAAUCGCAACCGGCUGACGCCGCCCUCAUCUCACUUGCCUGCAUCGGUAUGGCUGCGACUCUCAGAGGUCCAACUGAACGGUACCUGGACUUCAUGGGAAGAAUUUACAAGCAUAGCGAUACUCAUGCCUCAACUUCGCAUAGCGGAACUCGGAUACAAUGGGCUUACUUCGCUAUCAUGUGCGAAGAUCUCUACAGUGUUGGACCGUAUCGAGAUCCUCAACUUUGAUAGCAACAAGCUGGAAGAUUGGCAACAUAUCAGCGAAGCAUUGAAGCCGUGUACCUCAUUACAACGACUCAUACUUUCAUCUAACGGCAUCGAAAGGAUCCCUCCUCGGGGAUCUUGUCCAUCACAUUUACAAGAUCUCAAAGUCCUCUCUCUUUCUAGUAACAAACUCCAUAAUUUGCGCGAUAUUGAUCAAUUAUAUGAGUGGUGUCCCCAUCUCGAAACGCUGAGCCUCGCCAAAAAUCCACUGUCUGAGGUAAAUGACCUCUCUCGUUCUGCCAGGCAGCAAAUUAUAGCAAAGAUUCCGUCUUUGCGGGUGCUUGACGCAACUGCGAUCUCGACGAAGGAACGAUCAGAUAGUGAAUUAUAUUAUCUUUCUUUCGUUACGAAGACCGUGCCUGGGGAUGAUGAAGCCAAAAUGAAGGAACACCCGCAGUGGAAGAUGCUGUGCAUGAGUCAGUGUCUUGGCUCCACUGAGUCAUUACUAUAUUUACCAAGCCUUUUGCUAUGUGCCAGAGCACGGUAGACCUGUUGAGUCAACAGCUGAUCGCGACGGUAGACUCAGUCGAUAUUUGAUCGAGGUAAAAAUUCACCACUGCUCUGUGCCCCCUGAAGGCCUCUUUACCCCGGAGAUGGAAGGGGGUCUCAUUGCAUCUACUUCGCUGCGCGUGCUUUCUACGAUGAAAUUGGGGCAUUUCCGGCUCAGAGUGAUGAAAGCCCUGGGAGCAGGCAAAAAUCCAAGGAAUCGUGAUAGUAUUUGUGUAUGGUUGAGGAUGGGUGAUGACACACUGGUUCUUCUUCAAAACGAUGAUCAAGAAUUAGGGUGGUGGGGAAUAGAGAGUAAUUCACAUGUUGUCGUACACG